Messenger RNA from Drosophila melanogaster (fruit fly), 10768 nucleotides. RefSeq names its product small ovary (gene sov). The record is from RefSeq and is marked reviewed. The transcript has 7 exons. NCBI's taxonomy places the organism in Eukaryota, Metazoa, Arthropoda, Insecta, Diptera, Drosophilidae. Bases 412 to 10353 code for a protein of 3313 amino acids.
CAACAUCAAAGUACGUGGCUUAAUUUCUUUCAUUUCUAUGCCUUAUGGCCAGCUCCUUCGAGUAACAUCUACAAAAAAAUAAGAAAAAUUUUCUCCCCGAAACGAAAAACCCUAGUUUUUCCCAACUUUCACUUACGACGAAAAUCAUCGCGGCGAAUUGCAGACACGUAGCCUUGGCAGAGUGAGCAUUUUGCUCUGCUAUUCGUGUCUAUCGUAUUCGCCGGCAAUUGCGCAUUGUGAGACACGGGCAUAGUUCCCUCACUUCGGCGUCAACUUUGGAAGUGUUCGGAUCGGCUCGUAUUUCGACACCUCCGCAGACAAGGCCAAAUUGCUGAGCAUCGCACAAAACUCCAGAAAUAACGGAGGAAAGUAAUCUAAAAAGAGUCGGAUACGAACAGUGCCUGCUGCAAAAUGGAGGAUAGCGAGGACGACGUGGUGGUGGUGAGCUGCGAUACCUCGAUGAAGGAGAAGGUAAAGGCCAAGCUGGUGGAGAUCCGUAAGUUUGUGCCCUUUAUCCGGCGUGUGCGAAUAGACUUCCAGGAUACUUUGUCCAAGGUUCAGGGUCAUCGUCUGGAUGCCCUGGUUAACCUGCUGGAUCGCGAGGACGUAUCGAUGAGCUCUCUUAACAAGAUCGAGGUGAUCAUUGAUAAGCUAAGGACGCGCUUCAAUCCGAGGAUCGAAAUUGACACUGGCGAAAUCAUUGAUAUCACUGAAAACACUGAGUAUGAUUCCACUGCGUCGAGUUCCUCCGGGUCAAGCGCACAACCACCAGCUCAAAGAGCGAAGUCCUCAGAUAAGGGUGGCCUGUUGAACGGCUCAUCUCUGGCUGGCAGGUUAAAUGCUUCACUUAACCCCGCAUCAGAUGCUACCAAGGACCAUCUAUCGACACCAAAGCAACUAGAAUUGGAGCGCAACUCUAAAGUCUCUUGCUCAACUUCAAAAAUAAAGACUUCUUCCAUUUCUGCCAAGAUUUCAGUUUUUCCAGCCACUUCAAUGGAUUUGAACAUCCCAAAAACUACCAGCGCCAAGGCAUCGGAUGAGGGGCAGCGGUCACCUGCAGAACCACGUGCCGCCCUUCAAGCUAUAGUUCAAGAUACGAAAACACCAACCAUUCCAGAACCAACAUCACCAGCGGCGCUUAAGCAUUCCUCCCUUCGUGGCAGUCGUGGAUUUCUGGCUGUCAUGCAGAAGGCCUUAAUUGAAGAGAAGAAGCAGCGAGCUAGCGAACAGAAAACUGAUAAAGAAACUAACGGUGUAACGCAGCUAGAGACAAACUUCUCGCGGCGAUCUUAUACAACAUCGUCACAGUCAACCUGCCGUUCUUCAGAAAUAUCGGUAAGAGCAGAAAACCCAGAUUUUAAGCGACGAAGCACAUCGCUUGUGCAGCAUGCUCCUCUACAGGAGGCCUCCCCAGGGCAAUCCAAAAAAGACUUGCCCAUAUCCUUGUCGGUACAGGGUCUACCAGCUUUGGUCAGUGCCAGCACUGCAAGUCCAGCAAAUACGCUUGAGGAGGCCCGCAAGAAGCUGGCGGCCUUGAAAUAUGGACUAGGAACAACGGUACCAAGCAUGCCUCCACUGGCCUCCAAUAUAAAUGAUCCACGCGGUAGAAAAGGAAUAAACCUGCCUGAAACUAACAACAAUAAAGACAACGACUUGGGUAUAGCGCUGCAAUCCCCGCCGCCUAUGCGGACUCCCUCGCCUAUUCCGCCGCCACCAAGGAUGAAGGCCGGUACGUGGGCCUCAUUUUCAAAUGUUCCCCAGGAAAGCGCAUUUACAGGCCAGCAUGCUGUGCAGCGCAACUCGGUACCUCCGGGAGAUUCUCGAGCCUUUGGGGAUGCUUUGGCACAUGAACCAAGGUCCUUCUAUGGCACUGAUUCCCGAGAACCCCGAGACCCUCGUAUCUGGAAGAGCAAGACUUCCCAACAGCAGCAACAUCAGCAGGCGCCACAGGCACAAAUUCCUCCGUAUUCCAGUGACCCGCGUCGUUCUAUAAGCACUUACAGCGGUUUCGAAGAGUCAGCCAAUAGAGGGCAAACUAAUAGUAAAAAUAAUAAUAAUCAUAAUCAGAAUCAGAAUGUUACCGCCAAUGGAAGUGCAUACAUUGCGAACUGGAGUGGCAAUCCAUAUGGAAACGGUCCAAACCCAAGACCGCCCUUUCCUAGCAAUCAAAACGGGAAUGAAUAUGCUGGUGGUUUUAAUGGUUCGCAUAGUUUCAGGGGCGGAUUUCGCGGCGGUCACAACAAACGGGGCUUUGGACGACACAAUGACGUGCCACGCACAUAUGGGGAACACCGCAAAGCCAAGGCCCGUGCUGAGGCGGAGGCCAAGGCUAAGGCUGAGGCGGAGGCCAAGGCUAAGGCUGCGGCGGAGGCCAAGGCUAAGGCUGCGGCGGAGGUACGCCAAUUAGAAACGGAAGUUUCGCGGGAGAUGGAAGCCCAAGAAAAAAAUAAACAGCAAAAGGAAAAGCCGGAGGAGAGCGAGGCGGAGAAGUCGACGAUCGCAGUGACUCAGGUUCCGGAAUUGGACACCUCCUACCGCAACGUUAAUCUGGGGGUGCUAAACAAGAAGCUAGACUUUCGAAUACCGAAGAAAACCCUCCCACCGGCAACAACAAUAACCUCAACAAGUCCAGUCAAUGGUAAUGGGGAGAAUCCAAGCUGCCCCUCAAAUUCCCCCACAAGCAAAAGCUGUGAUGCCAACCAGGACAAAGAUACUUAUAAGAAUAAAGAUAGGUAUUUAAAUAAGGCUAAGGCUAAAGACAAGGUAGAUAAGGGCAAUGAGGUGUCGGAGAACAAUCUGGAUAAGUCUGAGAAGCUUGAAAAAUCGCAGGAUAAGAAGGCAAAUGACAAGGAGAACAAGUCCGACAAAAAGGAGAAGAAGAGACUGAACAGGGAGCCUGAAAAGAAAUCAAAGGUUGAGAACCCCCUCGAGAUUGUGGACUCGAAUAGCGUGGUCAGUGAGGAAAGCUCGGAAAAUACAGACAAUGUGGAAAAUGAACCGCCUCUUAGCGAGACUAACGCGUCUCCAGUUCCAGAGCUAGCUACCAGCACUCAGGACAGUCAACAGGACCAGUCAGUGAGUGAAGAGUUGGACAUCCUUGCCAAAAACCGUAGAAUGUCCGGAACUAGAAUAAAGACUCCCAUUUCGUCUACUGGAAACCCUGCACUAAAGCGACGGGCAGAUGAUGAUGUUGAGGACAAGUUGGAAAAUCCGACUAAAAAGAACUGCGCAAAGUGGGAGGCAAAGCCUGACAAGGAAAAAUCGGAGGAUGAUACCAUCGACAAGAUUAAAUCCAUGAAAGUAACUAAAUUCGCUGAUGUCGAGAUGAAGGUUACAGAAGAAAGCCAGAGUGCUGAGGAGGAGGAGAUUACUGAGCAGAAAGAGAGUACUGAGGAGGAGGAAGGUACUGAGCAUAAAAAGAGUACUGAAGAGAAGGAUAAGCCGCCAAAAAUCUCCAAGAUAAAAAUUGUCCUUACUCCCAUUGCCCAUACAACACAAGUGGUUCGUCCUAAUGAUGGCUUCAAGAACAAUCAAGAAAAGAUCUUGGACAACAUGGCAACUGAUGAGCACGAUGAUGAGGAGGUCCCCGGGCCCCCAGCUCAAUUCCUACGCCGGAUUAUGCAGCGUCGGAACUCCUUGGCUCCUACGUAUAUGAAGCCGAUGGUGGACAAGGAUAAGAUUGCUUCUUCCAGUUUUACCUACGAGGAUCUGCCGGAGCAGAAGCGCGGAAAUCAGAACGCCCGAAACCUGGCCAUCAUUUUCGAAAAAACUAGUGACAACUGCAGCGUGUCCACUCAAAACAUUAUUAAUGGCAAACGUCGCACUCGUGGAUGUGAGACCUCUUUUAACGAGACCCAAUUGAGCCGAAACAUCUUUGGCAUGGGCCAGAUAAACAGGUCGCGGCCAAAGGCCACCGAGGGUAAAGCUACCAGGGCAAAGAUUUCUGUCCCUGCAAAAGAUUCAACCCGUGCUGAUGAUGAUCCUAUUCCCACUCCAAAUCUUAAGCGGAAAAGGCAAGCUAUUCACAAGGAAACAGAGGAUGAUGUGGAGAUGAAGCCUAAGAAGGCUCGAUUGGAAGCACAGGAGAUAAAUGGGGUCAGUGUUACGCCUGAUGAACAGCAGGUAGAGAACAACGUGGAAGUCACCCAAAAGGAGGUGGAAGCAAUAUCCUCAGAGCCACUUCUCUCUUCUGAGGUUGAACCGACACGAAAGCCUCGCACGAAACCGCGAAAAAACGAGCUGGACAAGCUAAACGACGACAUUGCGCAAAUGUAUUACGGGGAGGAAGUGAUGCGUGCCACCAGUCGCAGGGCUUGUACCCGUCGAUCGCGCACGUCCUCGCACACGCGCACCAGUAGCCAGCAUUCCAGGACGUCCUCUGUAUCGCGAACCGAUAGCAUAUCCACCGUAUCGGAUAUUAGUUCCAUAAUCGUCAGGAACACGGCGCGAAGGGGUAGAGGCAUCAGAUCAUCCGAAAAUGGCAUCAACCGUGCCACGUUUAAUGCAUCCUUGAAUGCAAAAAAACCAAAGUUGUGCCGUGUUAGAAUAAAGCGAUGUGCUGCAUUGAUGGAGAUGAUAAAGGACCAGGAAAAGGAGGAACAGGAGAAGAAGGAGCAGAAGAAUAAAGAACCGAAGAAGAAGAAAGUGGGUGUGCAAAAAAAGCCAUUGAAAAGUAAGCCGAAAAGAGAGAAUAGCGUUAUUCUUAACACAAAUCCCGAAUGGCACUCCAUUUCGAAGGCUGUUAUCAAGUGUGUCGUCUGCUCGAAGUGGGUUCGCAGGAGCCCACUCUCUCAUUAUAUGAUGUGCCAUAAGGAGCACUAUGCCGCCCGAUUGCCACCCGAUGUGCUUAAAGAGCUGCGGGCCGGGCGCGGAAAUCGACCGGAUUACUGGGUUUCGCAACGCGGCGGCUACACAUUGCACUUCACUUGCCCGUUCUGCCAGAAGCCACUGCUACUCUGCCAAAAAGGCAUGAUCGAGCACUUGAUCGGCCAUAUGGGCGAGUCUCGUUUUUACUGCUCCAACUGUAAUAUGCCACAGAACCGCCUCAGUAGGCUGCUGGACCACACCGCAUCCUGUGGGCCAGGUGCGAAGCCUUUAAGUAGCAAAACCGUCUGCCUACCGAUGAGUGUUCACGUGUGCCACAUCUGCCAGUUUAUGCAGUACAGCAAGGAAAAUAUGGACCGGCAUCUUACUGUUCAGCAUGGCCUAACGAAGGAGGAACUAGAAAGUGUGGAGCGCGAGGAGUUGAUGCUCUGCGACACAACAGACGUACCAUAUGCAGAUUCGAAUAAGGAUGGCAGCGCCGUUGGGCCUGAAAUUCAAAAAAACAAACCGAAGUCGAAAGCAAGUGCAGCACUUUCAAAUACAACCAAAAAAAAUAAACAGCAAAAGAAGACAAACAACAGUCGCUUCAUGAAAAUGGUCAAAAAAUCCGUAAGUCUAUUGAAGCGAGAAAGAGAAGAGCAGGAUGACCAGAACAUGACCCAGGCUAACGAAGGGUCGGAAGUGCCGGAAAUACCGCCGCCUCCGCCAGAAAUUGAGCCCUUGUUUGUGGUCAAUGAGUGUCUAAUGACCUCUGAAAUGGACACGGACAUGGAAGAAGUCUUGGAACAGCCCGUUCAACAUAUGAGCUUAAUGGUAGACGAAAAGCCUGUGACGCUACUCAGUGGGGCCACAGAACAGCUGGAGCCUAGUGUCCCUGAUCCCGAGCCUGUUGUUCCAUCUGCACAAGAUGAUGGCAAAGAUGUAAAUGAAGAUGAAGACGUAGACGUGGAGGCAGUAGUGGAUUCCCUUCAGUCACACACUGACCAGACGGCUACUUCUAUGUUAGCAGAAGUCAGUCUAGCCGAAUUGGCUGGGGAUGUACUUGAUGGUAUUGGCAGCGACGCGUCCGACUAUGAGAUGGAUGAUAAUUCAGAGCAAGUGGAUACAACUAACAAAAACGGCUACGGUGAUGAUGACGAUGAUGCGCUUACCGACGAUUGGGUGGAUCUGGAGACUGCCAAGCGCAAUUCCAAGUCCGCCAAGAGCAUUUUUAGAGUGUUCAAUCGCUUCUGCUCGCGUUUAAACAAAUUACCCCGAUCCAGCAGAGCAGUGCCCUCGAAUGGGAGUGAAAACAGCGAUGGCAGCGACAACAACGACGACGACGGCGAUAAUCCUGAUCCCAGCGAGCUAAUGCCAACAAUGCAACCAUUGGAGCCGGAGCCAGAGAUGGGGGAUUCAUCCACAUCUACAGGUGCUAAGUCGCUAUCCGAACGGGUGGAGAAUGUGGGCUUUCAAAAGCCCUCUUCAGACGAGGAUCAAAAUCGCGUGGCAGCAUCCUAUUACUGCGUGCAGCCGGGUUGCACUUUCCUCUUUUCCAAUGAGCUGGAAGGCCUCGAGAAUCAUUUUGCGUUAGAGCACCCUCUUGUUCGAUGGAGCGGCAAAUGUGGCAUGUGCCGUCAGAAAAUCACGGCAACGGAAACGAAUCUCAGAAUUUCUGAAGAGUUGCGCCACAUGAGGGACGUGCACAUGAAGGACAUAUCCACCCUGCCUCCUCCUCAGUCAUCUGCGGUUGAAAGCCCAGCCGUUAUUGAAUCCUGCCUGAAUCAGCGUGAACCAGUACCUGAAUCAGAACCUGAUCCCGUUCCUGAGCUUCCCAAGCUGCGUGUUCGACGCUUCACUGGGGAUCGCCUUGUUGUGGAUUCACAAGCGGAAAAGAGCCAACCGGUAGCAAUAGUUGUCAGUGAUGAUGAUAAUCCGCGAAAUGGGAUGCUAAGGGACUUGCUGGCGGCGGAUCCACGGCCACCCAAUCAGCAGUUGGACCUCCAAGCCGCUGGACUGGGCGAGUUCCUUUGCGCCAAGCCCGAUUCACCGUCAACAGAACCGGUCAAGCAGACGCCCGUAAUUGUUGGCUAUUCGAGUGGCUUGGGCUUGAAAAUCGGCCAGGUCCUUAGCAGAACUCAGAUUUCAGCUAACUCACGGCUAUCGCCAGUCGUUAACGAUCCCCUGCCAGAGAAGUCUUCUGCUCCUGCUGCCGUUGAAGAGAAUCGUAAUCGAUUCAGGUGCAUGGCCACCAACUGCAAUUUUGUUGCUCACAAGCUCAUGUUCAUGCGGGAGCACAUGAAGUUUCACAGCUACAGUUUCAGCAGCACCGGUCACCUGAACUGCGCGUACUGCUCCCAUGUGGCAGUCGAUGUGGAUGAUUACUUGCGCCACGGAGUGAUCAUUCACGACCUGGCACCACGCUCCGAACUGGAGAGUUCAACUGGACCACCAUCUGUUACCCAGAAAAUCCGGGAUAUGCUCAGCCAGCGGGAAAAUGGUCGUGUUCCACCACCAACUCCUCAAGUCACUCUGUCUGAUGUGGUCCUGGGUCUUUUAGAAUGCACCGGAUACAGCGAGGAUAAACUGUACGCCUGUCCCCAAAAGGGCUGCAUCGUGCGGCUGACAGAUGAGCAGCUUGUAAACCAUUUGCGCUACCACAUUCGUAGCACUCAUCAGGGCAGCGAGUUGGUGAAAUGCAAGUUUUGCACCAAGGCGAUGCAUCCGCCGGCACUUCGUACGCAUCUGCAGCAGUACCACGCCCGGCACAGCAUCUUCUGCGGCAUUUGCUUAGCCACAUCGGUCAACCAGCGCAUAAUGAUGUAUCACAUGAGCACGGUGCACUCCAAGGCCUACGGCCGGCCUAACGCGCGGCUGGCGUUUGUGUCACUGCCCGUGAAGAUCGACGCGAGUAAGAAGAACGUAGAAAGCGAGUUCUACGUGGCCGUCGUGGAACAGCCCUUUGGCAACCUCCAGAUGCAGGAUUUCCAGCGCAAGCUGUUCGAUGAAAUGGACCGUCGGCGUUCGGGAACAAAGACGUACUUCCGCAGCUCCGAGGUGCAUAUCCUGCCAACGCAGCCAACAUUCCAGCGACCGCUAUACUGUACGGAGUGCCCCUUCUCCACCACGUCAAGGGUUAACAUGCAGAUGCACCUCUAUGAGCACAAGGAUGAGACCAUUCGGGAAGCCUCCAAAUUGGCGGACUUGAUAGUUCCAGCAACCUCUUCGGUAUUAACUGUUUCGGCGAGUACGUUGGUGGCACCGCCGAGGCCAGGCAAAGAUUCAGAAAAACCAUCUACUUCCGGACAAAGUGGUGAUGCAGCGACGGAGCAGCUGAAUCCAGAUGUUCCUGGAACCCACAAGCCCAUCAAGCCACCGUUACGCUAUGUGCCCCCGGACCAACGCUACCGCUGUGGCUUCCUCCGAUGUAGCGUCCUUUGUUUUUCGGAAUCUGCGGUGCGCAAACACAUGCAGGCUAACCACAAAUACUCGGAGGUGGUAAGGUGCCCGCACUGCAAGAACUGCCAGGGUCAGUUUGGAGUAGAUAAGUACUUUGACCAUCUUGCAAUGCAUAAGCGGCACAUCUUCCAAUGCGGCGCUUGCUCACGUCACAAUAGCAGGCGUGUCAUCGAGCGGCACAUACAGGAACGUCACAAUAUUCAAGAUGUGGACAUGAUCGUACACCGCCAUAAUGACAGCAACAAAACGACCGAAGCCCGCUGGCUGAAGGCGCCUAAAUUGGCACGUCAUUCGCUAAUGGAGUACACGUGUAACCUGUGCCUCAAGUACUUUCCAACGACCGUGCAGAUCAUGGCCCAUGCGGCGUCCGUUCACAAACGCAACUACCAGUACCACUGUCCGUACUGUGAAUUUGGUGGAAACCUCGCCACCGCGCUCAUUGAACACAUCCUUCGCGAGCACCCGGAAAGGGAAGUGCAGCCUGUGCAAAUCUACCAGCGCAUCGUGUGUAAGAACAAGCAGACGCUAGGCUUCUACUGCACCACCUGUCACGAGGUGGCCAGCAGCUUCCAGAAGAUCGCUAUGCACUGCGACAAGGAGCAUAAGUCGCGCAAUCCGGUGCAAUGUCCCCACUGCAUUUUCGGGCAUUUGGCCGAACGCCAGGUUGUCUUACACAUACAAGAGAAGCAUCCCCAUGAACGCGGACUGGCAAUGGUGCAGUUCGAACGCGUGCUUAAUGACAUCCCGAACAGCAUAAGCUGGGAGAUAGGUCGGCCCAUCGAAGUGGAGCCUGAGAAGGAGAUCCCGAACAAUGGGGAGAGUGCAUUCCUGCCGCUAAGCCAGAGACAGGUUGUAACGGAAGUGGUGGACCUGCUGGAUUCAGACGACGAGGCGGACGAGUACGGUGAACAAGAUGACGCGAAAAUCGUGGAGUUCGCCUGCACACACUGCGACGGGACAAACACCAACUUGCCGGACCUACGCUCCCAGCACUGGGCCCGCGAACAUCCCGACCAGCCCUUCUAUUUCCGCGUUCAGCCGAUGCUGCUCUGCUCCGAGUGCAAGAGAUUUAGGGGCAAUGCAAAGGCACUUCGCGAGCACCUGCGUGCGACACACUCUAUCCGGAGCAUAGUGGCUGCGGACAUUCGUCGACCGAUGGAGUGCGCUUACUGCGACUACCGCUAUAAAAACAGGCACGAUCUUGCGAAACACAUCAGUGAGAUAGGUCACCUGCCCAAUGACCUGAAGCACGUAACAGAUGAUGAAAUUGAUGCCCUGAUGCUGCUCAGUGCCAGUGGAAGUGGUGGGGCUGUUAACGAAUACUACCAGUGCGGAUUGUGCAGUGUGGUUAUGCCAACGAAGGAGACAAUUGUCCAGCACGGCCAAGUGGAACACUGCAAGCCCGACGAGCGUUUCUGCUUCCGGCAGCUAGUGUCGCCAGUGAUAUACCAUUGUUCCUUCUGCAUGUUCAACUCGACCGAUGAGCUGACUACGCUGCGCCAUAUGGUGGACCACUACAGCCGCUUCCUGGUCUGCCAUUUCUGCACACGCUCUCAGCCGGGUGGUUUCGAUGAGUACAUCCAGCACUGCUAUACCUACCACCGGGACGAUAUCAAAUCCUUCCGGGACGUGCACACGUUUAGCGAUCUGAAGAGGUACCUUAGUCAGGUGCAUUACCAAUUCCAGAAUGGGUUGAUUAUCACAAAAAGCAGUCUCCGUUAUACACGUUACAAAUCCGACAAAUGUAUGCUUGAGCUAGACGCUGAGCUAAUGGCCAAGGCCCAGCGGCCACCCAUUCCGCGUCUGCAUAUCAGACUCAAGUCGACCGGCGUUCAGAUGCAGAGCCCCGAGGGGGCUGAUGUGGAGAAACCUGUGUCGUUGUUGCGGAUCACAAAGCGACGAAAAACGCUUAAUCCUGGCGAAUUGCUCCGCUCAUUCCGCGAGGAGAAUGAGGUACAGCCACAGCCACCGGCCUCUUCAACAUCGUCGGGGACGGCUCCUUCUCCUGCGGCAGGUUCUGUGUUCAACCUGUUCAAGCGCCGCAACAGUCUCGUUGUCCGCCCAGCAACCAGCAACUUGGAUCAACACUAACACCACAACAUUAUUAUAAUUUUUUUUUUUUUUUAUUUCUUCUGGACCCCAUUUAUGCAUAUUUCGUACUAGUUUCAAACUAUUUAAGCAUUUUUUUUUUAAACAUAAUUAUGAGAUCAUGUUUACUACAUUUGUAAGAUCAAUAAUGAUAAGAUAGGACUCUAACUGACAACGGCUUCAAAUAAUUAAACUAUUGUUUUAACUGAAUCAAUUCAUGUAUUCUGGUAUAACAUGGCAAGGAAUAAAGAUGGACAUGAACUAACUCUGAUGCCAACGCCGUCUGAAAGCUCAAGGAAGCUGGGUUCGGAAAAAUCGAAAUUGAAAUUUGACUGCUGGAAUCGUUUAGAACUUUGAUACGAAAAGCAUUUUGGACAAUUAGAACACGCAUGAUAAGUAAGAAUCGAUUUUGUUUAAU